AUGUACUCUGCGGAAUCCGCUGCUCACCUGGCUUACUCAUCCCGGUUCUUGCCUCAAGGCGGUUUUCUGUCUCAUUCUCUUCACGAAGACUCCAUAUUCGAAGGUUUACCAUUAUCUUCUCCGUGGGGAAGCCAUUCGGACGAUCUCAGGACAUCGACUGUGGAAGAGGGCCAGAACUCCCGAUGGGAAGAUCCUCCAGACCUGGAGCAGAGUCUGUCACGACAAUUAUUAGCCCAGGACCGCAGAAGUCCUGCAGAUGAUGGUCCAUUGAGCCCGUUCUCGCAAGGCGAUGAGGUCUUGAUGUCUCCUGCAGCCAUGUUUCUAUCUGCUUUCAGCCCACCUGCUCCUUCUCCACUCCUACCUGAUUCAGAGGGCUCUACCAUUUCUGGCUAUGAACUGGGUCCUAUUAUUGGGUAUGGUGGGUUUUCUACUAUCAGACGUGCGUCUUCGCCUUCAGGUGGCACAGUAGCCGUCAAAAUAGUGCGUCGCUCGGAUCUCGCCAAACGGGAAGAUCCAUCGUUGGCGCAGAAACGCCUCGACCAUGAGGCUAGUGUUUGGGCUUCCCUCAGUCAUGAACAUAUACUCCCACUCUUUUCCACAGUUCACACCUCUUACGCCGACUUCUUUAUCACGCUACUAUGCCCAGCUGGGUCUCUUUUUGACAUUCUAAAAAGGGAUGGCCGGCCGGCUCUACCCCAUGAUGAUGCCGGAAUGAUGUUCAGGCAGGUUGUCAGGGGUUUACGGUACUUGCACGAAGUUGCUGGCUAUGUCCAUAGGGACAUAAAAUUAGAGAAUGUGCUUGUGGAUGAAAUGGGUGUAUGCAGAAUUGGUGAUUUUGGUAUGGCUCGCAAAAUCGGUGAACUAGAUGAUGGUGAAACUGCACGAGAAGAUGGUAACCACUCAGCCAAUCAGCAACACAGCUCAACAUUCCCACAGCCCAAACGUCAAAGCAAAGCAAAUCUCCCUGUUCAUCUUUCGUUAAUUCGCCAUCACGGUGGUCCUCGCCAUCGUACCUCAACCCCUGUGGGAGCUUCUGCUGUGCCAACUCCAACCCAUCCUGUUCAUGUCUUUCAGACUGGUUCUUUGCCAUAUGCUGCUCCUGAGUUACUGUCUCCCCAACUAUCUCCUAAAUCUAGCUGUGUUUACGAAGUGCCUACUGGUGUUGGUCGUGGUGCAGAGCGAGUCUUGCAAGGUUGUCUUGAGCGGUCUGUUCGCGGCCGUUGGACGAUAGCAAUGGUGGAUGAGAUGGCUUGGGGAGUAGGAUGGGGAGAAGUUGACGACACCUCUGUAUCACACGAAGACGAGUUUGAAAUUAUAGAUCAUCCCAGCCAGCGCUCUGCUUCGCAUUCAAACUCGCGGUCACGACCCCGCAUGUGUCGUGAUAAGCCUUUGGAUGCUUCAAAGCACGCUCGCGCAAAUCGCUCGCUCUCGCGUGCAUCUGUAGUGACAAGCAACUCGUGUUCCACAAGAAGCACCAGUAGAAGUGUCUCUCGUCCCCCGCCUGCACGCCACAUUCAGUCUCAAACGUACGACGCACUGUCCAAUUCCAUAUUCAGUACCACGUCAUCGUUGUCUUCUCUUACUCCUUACGAGAACACAACUCCUGCUAUUAUCGCGCCAACCCCUUCUUCCCACGAACGCGGACGCAAGCCUAAAAAGACUCACCUUGAACUUCCUUCGUCACGAUCACCCAGUGCGAGCUUUGUGCCUGCAACGCCGACAGACCUUCACGUUUCGGAUAGGUUUUCAGUUUCUAUGAAUGUUCCUGAAGACCCGUCUGAAUCUGAAUUUUCUCGUGAGGCAUCGCGCGGCCGGCGGCUUUUUGGACGAGAUACGGAAAUAUAUGCUGGCAGUGAUACGCUUGAUAACACAGCGCGAUGGGCAUUACGGCAUGGUAUGAAGCGAGGCUAUUCUGCAGGACCAUCUGAUGUGCGUGAGGAAAGUAUUAGGCCACGAGGACAUGAGCGUCUGCGUUCUUUCCAACUGGAGAAUUCUCUGGAGCGUAACAGGCGAGCAGAGAGUACUCCCCCUGCUCCUUCUCUUUGGCCUGUGCGGUCACGCACUACUGGCAAAGAGGUAUCAAAUUCGGUCAGGUUCCCUGACGUUCGUGGGUUUUUGAGAGAUCCCAGUGCAACUCCCAUUCCCAUUCCUAUGAAGAACAACAACAGGAGCCGAAGUAUUGGUGUCUGA
This is a messenger RNA of Serpula lacrymans var. lacrymans S7.9, 2190 nucleotides long. RefSeq lists its product as uncharacterized. Gene Ontology annotation, molecular function: ATP binding; protein serine/threonine kinase activity; tau-protein kinase activity. Gene Ontology annotation, cellular component: cytoplasm. The coding region runs from base 1 to 2190 and encodes 729 amino acids. The record is from RefSeq and is a predicted model, not a curated record. NCBI's taxonomy places the organism in Eukaryota, Fungi, Basidiomycota, Agaricomycetes, Boletales, Serpulaceae. The transcript is spliced from 2 exons. Gene Ontology annotation, biological process: protein phosphorylation; intracellular signal transduction; microtubule cytoskeleton organization.